CCCAACUCAACCAACAUUUUCAUGAACCAACCUCCACUUCCUCGUCUCCUUCUCAAAUUGUGCGCAGCAGCAGAUCGCCUCGUCUCGCUCUCAGCUGGCGCCGGCAGGAACAUUAGAUUGUUGCUGCUGGCGUGCUUCUUUCGAUAAGUAACUUCAAGUUCUUGGUUGAAAUUUAUCCAUUGUGGAAUAUCAGCAAAUAGCUUAUGAGUCCCGCAUGUUCAUUGAGCCCUUGUAAAGCCCUAGAAGGGGUCCAUGGGGUACAUCUGUUGCCGCAUUCUCCAUUUGUAGUGGAAGAGAUCCCUCAAUAUGGGGACUUGCAUCACUCAACCUCUGAAGAAGGUCCAGCUUUCGGUGCUAAUCAGAAGCUAUUAAUGCAGCGACUUUGGCAGCAGAGACCACCAUGCUUAAAACCCAUCUGUUGUAACCUCCAAGGUGAUCAGAAUGUCAUAGAGACAAUAGCUAAUGUGCUUACAUCACUUCCUUUUAUUGCCCUUGGAAUCCAGGCACCAAGGAAGAAUUUGAAUUGUACACUCUAUGCUAAUUCAUUAGUUGGAGUUGGAGUAGCAUCAAUUUUAUACCACUCCUCGAGGGGAGAACUGAGGAAGUACUUAAGAUGGGCAGACUAUACAAUGAUAGCAGCAGCAACAGUUUGUCUUUCAAGGGCACUCAGGAAUGAGAAUCCAAAAUUGCUUAUGGCAGCUUCUGCUGUUUUUCUUCCAAUCCAGCCUUUAAUGGUUUCAGCUGUACACACUGGUUUGAUGGAGGUAGCAUUUGCAAGAAGAGCACUAAACGACCCUGAUCUGAGGAUGGCCCACAAUGUGCAUAAGAUGUCAUCUCUUUUGGGAGGUGCUCUUUUUAUUGCUGAUGAUAUAUUCCCCAGAACUCCAUAUCUUCAUGCUGCAUGGCAUCUUGCUGCAGCUGUUGGUGUCGGGACAUGCAACAAGCUUCUUAAUUGAUCUUCAAUCUACCCUGCAUAAAUGAAUUAUUCUCUAUAGUUGUAGAAGCCAUCAUUAUAGUAUCUUAUUUUCUACUUUUAAUUAGGAACACAUCUUAAACAAAAUCAAGAUUCAUGCCCCUCGGUGUCUCAUCACCCAAAAAAAUUCAUGUAGUUGUUAGGAUAGGGAUAGGUGAAAGUAAGAUAUCUCUUUUUGGACUUUAUAAAAUUCAUGUAACUGAGAGAGGAGGGGACUGCCAUCUUUUUUAUCAGGAGCAUGGAAUCAACAUGUUGUUCCCACCUAUCUCAUUUUCAAUGAAUUAGGCUUUGAAAAAUCUCAAUCUGCUUAAAGCAAUUCUGUUGUUGUUAUCA
This is a messenger RNA of Nelumbo nucifera (sacred lotus), 1306 nucleotides long. RefSeq lists its product as uncharacterized. Lineage: Eukaryota; Viridiplantae; Streptophyta; Magnoliopsida; Proteales; Nelumbonaceae. The record is from RefSeq and is a predicted model, not a curated record.